ACCACCUGAUCCUCUACUUAAACAUUUGUUCUUUUUGUGUUUUUUUUUAUCGACCCAACUGCCUGAAGUCACGAUAAAUUAUCAGAAGGUACUUGAGACACUGCUCAAUCGUCACAGGUCGCUCUCUGGAUAGCACCGUUCUUCAUAGCUCGCCUCUGAGCGAGCUCCAACUCGCCACUCAAGCUACCUAUCGACCAUGGCGAAGACGUAUCUGGGAGCUCUGAACUCCCUGCUCAUUCAAGCCAUUGGUUUGAUGUUUAUGCUCUAUUACUGGUUUUUGACUAUUAUAAAUGGUCAAUUCUUCAAAAAGCCGACAGCAGAGUAUAAAUCUGAAUUGGCAUUAGCUCGAGAUCAUUUCUGGAACCUCUCAAAACAACCAUUUGAUCUGCAUCAUCGUUUCUUGACUCUGCGCGAUGGCUUCAAGUUUCAUUAUGUUACUAAUGCCAUCCCGGAUCCUCAAACACCUGCUUCAAAGCCUCUGGUGAUCUUUGUGCAUGGCUUUCCAGAUAGUUGGGUGGUAUGGCGAUACGUCAUGGGCUCAAUCUGGCUUCGCGAAACAAGCAAUCUCGUGGCUGUAGACCUUCCUGGAUAUGGAGGCUCGGAUUUGCUGAAGCGGUAUUCUGCGACUGAAGUCCAUGAGAAAAUGACAGAAUUUAUCAUCUCAUUGAGGGAACUCUAUGGGAUUGAUAAUCCAGAGAGAACUGGUGCUCAACAACGAGUGAUUAUUGUUGCUCAUGAUUGGGGUUGUGUUAUUUCUAUGCGCCUGGCAGCGGAUGCGCCACAAUUGGCGGAUCGAUUUGUUCUCACCAAUGGACCUUUGAUUUCCCUGGUUCAAUCGAAUAUUAAACGGCUCAUUUCUUCCUCAGUCAAAAUGCUAAAGCUAUUUUCUCACUCUCCGUUACAAUCGCGGUCAAUGGUGAAGAAAGCUUUGCACACGAUGAAUCCAGUCAUUCGACAGGCCGUGGCCUCGGGCUAUGUCUUUGCAUUGCAGCUUGCACUCCCCAUAGUGCGUCUUCAGGGAAGCGGUGGCGACACCGCACUUCUACGAGCGAUCCAUAAAAUGGCUCACGGUGUGAACAGCAUACCUUCUGCGAAAGAAAUUGCUGAGGGAGUGGCAGGUUGUCUGGGGCCUUCCCUCAGACAAGAGAAUACAGAGACAUCUGAUUCCGAAAGAUAUUCCAAGGACGUCGUCAAACAAUCCUACGGUGAGAAAUAUGUCAGCAUGACCAAUUACUACCGACAGGGAACAAGUACCGGUCGAUGGAAGAAGUCCCUCGAGACCAUCACAGGACUUUACAGUCUAAGCGACGGGGGCGAAAUAAGGCGCAAGAGCAGUCAUUCCGGCGUCUUUGACGAGGGACCCGAGGGUUCACUGAAAGCCAAAGCCACGAUUGUCUGGGGCAUGGAAGACGUUGCUUUGAAUCCUCAUCUCAACCUAGAUGGGAUCGCGGAUUAUCUUAGUAGAGAUAGUCAAGUUGUUACAUUACCGAGAGCGGGUCAUCAUACACCGGUUGAGAAGGAGAGUCGGCUUGCGUUGCAGAAGGUAGUCGAAUGGGCUGUGGCAGGGGAAGAGGGCGAUGUGGGUUCGGUGGCUAAAGCCGUUUAUCCUGGAGCAGUAGUGACAGUUACGGCUUGAAAUUUAUAUUCUAAUUGAAUGAUGUAUCGGGAGUUGAUAACCCUGCUAAAUUUCAAACCAGAUGAACACUUGAAGUUCGAUUUAUGUGUUGGUUCUACGGUAUCGCUUAAGCGUCUUAUGGGUGACUACUCAGUCACGUACGCCCAUUUGGGAACUCCAUUGGCCUAUCAAGUCGACUACUAAUCUGUUAACGUCACCCCUCUUCAGACAGCCG
This is a messenger RNA of Talaromyces stipitatus ATCC 10500, 1850 nucleotides long. Its product is annotated as alpha/beta hydrolase, putative. The record is from RefSeq and is a predicted model, not a curated record. The transcript has 3 exons. Gene Ontology annotation, molecular function: hydrolase activity. The coding region runs from base 197 to 1636 and encodes 479 amino acids. NCBI's taxonomy places the organism in Eukaryota, Fungi, Ascomycota, Eurotiomycetes, Eurotiales, Trichocomaceae.